CCCCUUCUUCUCUUUGCUUUCUUCUGUACACAAACAAAGUUCUCUCUCUCAUAUCUCAUGACCCUUUAGGUUAACGCGUUUUCAUCAAACCUCUGGUUUCUGUGUCACCAUUGGAGCUCGAGUUUUCAUCAAAGUCUUGGACUUUCUGUUCAAGAUCAAAGCCUUGUUUAUGCUUUGGGUUAUAAACUAAAAAAAGGUGGCACAGAGAAAACACUUGGAAGCUUAGAAGAAGAAAGCUUUUAGAGUUUUUCAAGUUGUUGUUGGUUAUUUUGGUUGUUUUCUAGCAAAUGCUAAGUCUCUUCUCUCUGAAUGGAAUACUCUAGAGACUCUGCAGGGAUGAUGAUGGAGAAUAAGCGCAGUGUCUGCUCUCUUGAAGAAAACAGCAUUAAACGACACAAGUCUGAUCUCUCUUUCUCUUCCAAGGAGAGGAAAGAUAAGGUGGGAGAACGUAUCUCAGCUCUUCAACAGCUAGUUUCCCCUUAUGGAAAGACCGACACAGCAUCAGUUCUUCUAGAGGCGAUGCAAUACAUUCAGUUUCUUCAAGAACAAGUCAAGGUUCUAAGCGCUCCAUAUCUUCAAACAACCUCCAUCACAACAAACGACGAGGAGCUGGAGGAGUACAGUUUCAGAAGCAGAGGGUUAUGUCUUGUCCCAAUGGAGUACACAGUAGGUGUUGCUCAAACAAAUGGUGCUGAUAUUUGGGCUCCUGUAAAGUCUCCAACUUUCAAUCACCAAUCUAAUUCUUCCAUCUGAUGAUCUGUCUGUCUCAAGACUAAAUGAAAGAUAACAAAGAAAAAUGUUUAGUAGUCUGAUGGUGAUGUCUAUGUAACAUAUGUAAAUUGAUGCAGACCCAUGAAGUUGGCACAUAGUCAGUGAUGUCUGUUUCUGUUAUUCAUACUGCUGCUUACUCUGUGGUGGCUUCAUUUCACAUUACUUGAAUUUGUAUAAGUUGUCUACAUUGAUAGUGAUUUUGACUCUAAUUAAAAGUGUAAGUUCCAUA
This is a messenger RNA of Raphanus sativus (radish), 1000 nucleotides long. RefSeq names its product transcription factor bHLH154. The coding region runs from base 310 to 753 and encodes 147 amino acids. Gene Ontology annotation, cellular component: nucleus. Gene Ontology annotation, biological process: regulation of transcription by RNA polymerase II. Gene Ontology annotation, molecular function: DNA-binding transcription factor activity, RNA polymerase II-specific; protein dimerization activity; RNA polymerase II cis-regulatory region sequence-specific DNA binding. The record is from RefSeq and is a predicted model, not a curated record. NCBI's taxonomy places the organism in Eukaryota, Viridiplantae, Streptophyta, Magnoliopsida, Brassicales, Brassicaceae. The transcript has 6 exons.